This is a messenger RNA of Austrofundulus limnaeus, 4376 nucleotides long. RefSeq names its product pleckstrin homology domain containing, family A member 6 (gene plekha6). The record is from RefSeq and is a predicted model, not a curated record. NCBI's taxonomy places the organism in Eukaryota, Metazoa, Chordata, Actinopteri, Cyprinodontiformes, Rivulidae.
AUAAAUAAAUCUAAUAAAAUGGUUGUAUUUGUUAGUGAAGCUGUUUACAUUUAUUCAUUUAUUUGUUUAUUUAUUUAUGCAAAUGAGAAUAAAAACAUCCAAUCUGAUCAGGUUCCUGUGAUCCACUGAACUGGACCUGGACCACUCUGUGGAGUCCAGUCCAGACCCGUUCAUCUGGACCCCUGACAGGACCCUGCAGGUGGACCAGCUCCUGGAUCAGAGCCCGUCUUUGUUUAUGGUCUCAGCUGCAGCGGGUUCAUUCAGAACCCAGCUCGGUUCUGACCCAGAAAGCCUGGUUUUCACUGCGGGAUGAUGGGUCUCCGUGGCGGCUGCACGCGGGUCGGAGUUACCGAACCCAGGACCCCGAGCUGAAGCAGUGACCGCCGGGGCUCCGACCACCAUCACCUCGGUCCGGUUCUGGUGGAGCAGCCGAACGAACCUGGGUGAAAUCUAGCGGAUGCAUUCAUCGCUUCGGUGAAGGUUCUGGACCCGAACACCGGACCGGACCGGACCGGACCGGACCGGACGGGACGGGACGGGACGGGACGGUCCUCUCGGGACUCUGCGGACAUCUUGAAGAUGUUUCGUACUCCCAGGAAGGUAGCUGUGUUUGGGAAGCGCUCCAACUCCAUGAGGAGGAAUCUCAAAGCAGAGGUUUCCAAACAGGGUUGGCUCUAUAAGCAGGCCAGCAGUGGAGUCAAACAGUGGAAUAAAAGGUGGUUUGUGCUCACUGACAGGUGUCUCUUCUACUACAAAGAUGAGAAGGAGGACACGGUUUUAGGAAGUCUGCCCCUGCUUGGCUUCAGGAUCGAAGGAGUGGAGCCUUCGGACAACAUCACCCGCAGAUUUGCCUUUAAGGCGAAGCACACUGGGACCAGAACGUACUACUUCAGCGCAGACAGCCAUGAGGACCAGGAGGACUGGAUCAGAAGCAUGAGCGAGGCUGCAGAGGUCACAGAUCAGCUGACAGCACAGAGCAGAAACCCAGAAACCACAGAUGAUCUCAAGGAUCCUCAUCAAAUGACUAAAGCCCCUGAUCCUAAAACACAACAGAGUUCUCUCAUGCAAACCCACAACGAGCCUGACAAAGACCUGCACCCCCAUCCGAACUCAAACAGGUCUGACAACCUCCGAGCAGAAACAGCCUACGGCCCGGCUUCUGACCAGAAUGGGAAAAUGAACGGCCGAAGACCAGAAGAAGCUGCAGAAGCAGGUGAAGAUGAAGGAGCCCGUCUUCAUCAUUCUAACAGCUGGGGUGACGGCAGACAUCCUAGCAGUAAGACCCAGAACACCAGCAACAAACCCGUCUCCUCCAGGAGUGCACAUCGUGCCUACCAGGGACACCCAGACCUGGCUGUAGGUCCAACACACCAGCCCAAGAUGCAGCAGGGCAACGUGGUCCUGAGGAGAGGCUUUGUGCCCAGGACAACGCCGGAGAGGAUGGCCCAGAGGAAGAGCUCCAUGGCCCAGCUGCAGCAGUGGGUCAACCAACGCAGGGUCAUGACCUCUCAGGAGGACCUCAGCAGCCCAUCUCAUUACUACCCAGUGAGUAGAGGGAUGUCAGCUGAGAACUACAGACACUCACUCGGCUCACAGUAUGCCGACAAGUACCCUCUGUACCCACCAGGGAUGAGACCAGACAGCAUCAGCUCCGUUUCUCCUAUGCUGGGGUACGACCGACGCUGGACUCUGGAGCGCCGUUCUCUGAGGGACAGACCACAGUUGCCCAGGGACCCAUGGGGGUCACAGCAUUUCAGUGGAAUGGAACCAUCCAUGAGACGCUUGUCCAUCCAGCCUCGCUCCAGAUCUGUACCCAGGUCACCAUCUUUGUCGUCGGGGGGACCCUACUCACCAGUCCCACUCGGUUUUACCUCCCCUGCUCGAUCUCCGUCCAUGUACUUGGAUCAGUUCCCAGGGAGGACGAGAGAAGACGUGAUCUAUGCAGAUCCUUAUUCAUACGGUCUAAGACAGUCCAUCAGUUCACCAAAGUACAUCUACCCCGGUGAACGGAGGUCAUUAAGUCAAGGCUUAUACCAGCACAACUACCCUGUAUCCCCCUCCAUGCACAUUCCCACGGAUGACAUAUUAGACCUUCAACUCCAACGUAACCUGGACUACCUGGACCAACAGAUUCCUCCUUUCCACGAUGUCUACAGCAGAGAGUUACACCCCACACUGAAACUCAAUGAGAUUGAAACCACUAAACUUUUGGGCCGGCUGUGUGAGCUCAGCCGGAUGGUCAAAGAACACGAGGCAGUCAUCCACAGAAUGAGGAUGGAAAAGGACAGCCUUGAAGAUGAGCUGGUGGCGAUUCAUCAGGAAAUGGAGGUUUAUCAGAGCCAGGCUUUAAUCUUGGACAAACUGCAGUUAAAGAAGGAAAGUCAGCAGAACCAGCUGAUUAACAUCAGAGGGGAGCUCUCCCAGGCCUCCAGUGCUUUAACCACGGUCCGAAUGGAGUUUGAUGCUUUAGAAGAUGAGGCCAACGCCAUCCAUGAAGACUUGUGGGAGCAGCUGAACAUUGGAGGACAGAGUGAACUAGUUCAUAGACACAUCCAGAAGGAGUUUUGGAGAGUCCAGGAUACGUUAGAGGGACUUCACAAGAACCAUUCCUCCAGAGGCACAGACACAGCCAAACACAGAGUAACCAGUGCUGCAUCAGGUUCCUUCGCCACCAACAGUCCAGCCAGUCCCCUGAGCUCUGUCAGCUUAACCAGCCCACUCAGACCCUACUCCCCAAUGCCAGGCUCUCAGCCACCCUCCUACAAACAGCCAGGCUCAGAGGAAAAUGUUCCCCCAAGGCCUCCACUCCCCAAGUCCUAUUGUCCACUGGAGUCGUCUCCCACCUUUACUCCCACUGUUCCCCCCAUGCCUUAUGACAGCAUCACCUGGCUAUGCAACUUGGACAAGAGUGAUAGUUACUGUGAAGACUUGAACAUCAUGAAGCCCGACCCAGAAGAUGUUAGAGAUGCUCAGGACCAGAGUCAGGACAAACAGUCCUUAGUUAAUAAAGUUGGCAUUGUUCCUCCUAGAACCAAGUCUCCUACUGAAGAAUCACAUAGAAGUUCUUCUGAAGUUUCACGGCCAAUCUCCAAGGARCGUCCAAAGAGUGCUGUAUUUUCUGCAGAUAUCAAGUCAAAGAUGAGUGUGGAGGAGCAGAAUGAGCGAAUCCGUCGCAACAAGAGCAGCUCUGUGAGGGAUAAGAGGAGGAGCCUGAACUUCACAGGUGGACAGUCUCCAGCCAACUACAGAGUGGUCCGUAGGCGGCUGACAGCUCAUGAAAUUGACAUCAAAGACUUAGAGGCAGCGGUUCGGGGGGAAGGGCAGGAGUCUCCAUCAGAGGAAAUCGCUCGGCUCCGACGUUUACAGCUGGAUCCAGACCACAGUGACGUCAGCAGAGAGCUGAUGGCCCCCAACAAGGAUGGGAUCCCAGAAAACUUCCUGGAUUUGGAGGACAACAUCCCUCUGAGCCCAGAGGAGCAGAAAGAGAAGCAGAAGAAGCUUGAUCGCAUCAAGACCCUCAUUGCUAAAUCAAAUUUGCAGAACCUGGUUCCUGCUUCUGGUGGUCCAGUGGAGGGUGGACCUUCAGCUACCUCCCAGCACCAGCUGCAGGAGCAGGAGAAGUGGAUUGAAAUGUCGUGUGCCCUUGCUGCAGAGGCCUCUCGCCGCAGCCGCCUCCUCACUGCCCAGUGUGCCUCCAGCCCCCCAACGUCCCCCUCCAGCCGUGUUCCUACCUCGUCCUCUGCUGAUUUUCCAAACUCUGCCCAUGUUAUGAAGGUUUAGCUCUCACAAGUUCAAGUUUGGGCUGCUGUGAAGUUUCAUGGAGCAUCCUUCUAAAGUUUCACUGGAACAAACCAGCAGUGAAGACCACCUUUUUACCAGCUAAAGAGGGGUUUCAGUCCUGACUACCCCUGCCCAUCGGAACCCAUCAGGUUCUGUUAGAACCCAGAGCUCAGAACAGAUUGUAUAAAGUAAGAGUUACUACUGAACUGAGAGGUUUUCCACCUUUAUAUUGAACCCAGUUGUGAAUCUAAAGAAAACAAAGGGAGAACCUGACAGAAACACUCAGAUGUUUCUUCUUUUUAAAUCCUCAUGAAGACACAGAUGAACCAAACUAGCUCCAGUUUGUAAAACCAAGUGAGGCUCAGGAUCCAAUAUGAGGAAACUGAUACCUUUGCCACAAUAUACUGAGUUUACCUCUCACAGCUGUUUUACCCAGAAUGCCAUUCUCUACCUGUCUCUGUUUGUAGCCUUGUCUGAUGAUUGUAAGUUUCAUACAUAUAGAGUUUGUUAAAUGUUCAUGUGAAUGUAGUUUGGGCUGUAAAGCACUUUUAAUCUGAAUAAUAUAUUCUAACAGGUCAUUUCCUGUUAAUAAUUUA